Sclerotinia sclerotiorum 1980 UF-70 is the source of this 150-nucleotide messenger RNA. RefSeq lists its product with no specific name. The transcript is spliced from 2 exons. The coding region runs from base 1 to 150 and encodes 49 amino acids. Lineage: Eukaryota; Fungi; Ascomycota; Leotiomycetes; Helotiales; Sclerotiniaceae. The record is from RefSeq and is a predicted model, not a curated record.
AUGGUUGGAUGGUUUAGAGGAUGGUCGGAUGCAUGGUUUGGAAAAAGAAAGAGAAUACCAAUGGCAAAGCAGGGUAGUGUAGUUAGUGAUAAACGGUUAGGCAAUCAUAAAGGCAUGAGUACAAGUGUCCUAGGAUGGUAUUCAUCCUAG